CCUAACUUUGCAAUUAACUGCCCUCCUCCACCCCACCGCCCAGGCCCUGGGGUGUAGCAGCCCCCGCAACCUGGAGGCAAUAAAUCCCCCAGGGCUGGAGGCCUGCUGGGCUAUGGAACGGGGGUGUUAAUAUCCCUUUAAGCAGUUCCUUUACUUUGCAUUUCUCCCCCCCACGUCCCCCCCUCCUCUACUGUUUUCUUCUCCCUCAGGGUCCUAGGGGCUGACUCAUUCCGCUCCAGCAGGGAGUGGGCAACAGCAGCUCCAGCAGCAGCAAAAGCGAGGCAGAAGCCAGAGAGCAACCCCCUGUCCCUCCCCCGCAAAGAUGGAGGAGCCCGAAGCGAGCAUUGUGGUGAAGCUGGAGGGUGACUCGGAGGAAGAGGAGGAGAAAGAAGAGGCUGCCAUCUAUGCCAAGUGCGGCCGGCGCUACAAGUGCUUGCCGUGCGGCAAGACCUUCCCCAGCGUGCCCCGGGUGCUCCGCCACGCCAAGUGCCACGCUGGGGGGGGCACUGCCACGGCCAAGCACGCCUGCCCCAGCUGCGCCAAGGAGUUCCCCGACCGCUCACAGCUGCACAAGCACCAGCUGAGCCACUCGGCCGAGCGCCCCUUCCAAUGCCUGCAGUGCUCCAAGGCCUACAAGACGGCGCCGGAACUGCGUAGCCACGGACGGAGCCACACGGGCGAGAAGCCCUUCAUCUGCCAGGAGUGCGGCAAGGCCUUCAUGCAGCCGGUGUGCCUGCGCGUCCACAUGGCCCGGCACACCGGCGACCUGCCCUUCCGCUGCUCCCACUGCGCCAAGGGCUACGGCACGCUCUCCAAGCUGAAGAUCCACCAGCGGGCCCACACAGGCGAAAAGCCCUACACCUGCGGCGAGUGCGGCAAAGCCUUUGCCGACCCCUCGGUCUUCCGCAAGCACCGGCGCAUCCACGCCGGCCUGCGCCCCUACCAGUGCAGCGCCUGCCAAAAGACCUACGCCGAGCUGAAGGACCUGAAGAACCAUGAGCGCAGCCACACCGGGGAGAAGCCCUUCCUGUGCUCCGACUGUGGCAAAGCCUUCUCCCGCUCCUCCUCGCUCACCUGCCACCAGCGCAUCCACGCAGAGCAGAAACCCUACUGCUGCGGCCAGUGCGGCAAAGGCUUCACCCAGCUCUCGUCCUACCAGAGCCACCAGCGCACCCACUCCGGGGAAAAGCCGUUCCUCUGCCCGCAAUGUGGCCGCAUGUUCUCAGAUCCCUCCAGCUUCCGGCGCCACCAGCGGGCCCACCAGGGCGUCAAGCCGUACCAGUGCGAUAAGUGCAGCAAAGCUUUUCGCCAGCCGGCUGACCUGGCCAUGCACCAGCGGAUCCACACCGGUGAGCGGCCCUACAAGUGCCUGCAGUGCGACAAGACCUUCGUGGCCUCCUGGGAUCUCAAGCGGCACCAGCUGGUGCACUCGGGCGAGCGGCCAUUCCAGUGCGGGGAGUGCGGGAAGAGCUUCGCCGAGCGGGCCAGCCUCACCAAGCACUACCGGGUGCACUCAGGCGAGCGGCCCUUCAAGUGCGGCCGCUGCGGCAAGACCUUCGUGGUCUCUUCCAGCCUCCGCAAGCACGAGCGGACCCACGGUGAGCGGCGGGGCGGGGAGGAGGAGGAAGAGGAGGAAGAAGCGGGAGCCACGGCCCGGCACAUCUGCCGGCUCUGCGGGGCCGCCUUCGGCGAGACUGCGGCGUUGCGGCGCCACCAGCGAGGGGAGCACCCGGAGGUGGCCCCUGGGGCGCUCACCUGUGCCGAAUGCGGGGAGACCUUCUCCUCACCCUACGACCUGCGCAAGCACGAGCGGCUCCACCCCGGCCUGCGCCCUUUCCCCUGCCCCGAGUGCGGCAAGGGCUUCUCCGAUCGCGCCGGCCUGCGCAAGCACGAGCGCAUCCACUCCGGGGUGCGGCCUCACGGCUGCCACCGCUGCGGCAAGGCCUUCCUCGGCGCUGCCGACCUCCGCAAGCACCUGCGCACCCACGGCCCCGCCCCCGGCCCACCCCUUGACGAGGCCGCCCAGCCCCCCAACGGGCCUGACAGCUGCCUGCCAGAAGGACUGAGCCAGUCCUCCUGAGCCCCUCCCACCUCUGGAGGGUGUGGCUGUUUGGUAA
Molecule: messenger RNA, 2117 nt
Organism: Chelonoidis abingdonii (Abingdon island giant tortoise)
Lineage: Eukaryota; Metazoa; Chordata; Testudines; Testudinidae
Source: RefSeq, a predicted model, not a curated record